AUGGGAGGCGGAGACUUCAGGAACGCUGGUAGCGAGUCUCUUGGAGACACUGCCGCGACUCUUGACGAAGCAGGCAAGGGUCAGCUUCCCUUCCCUGCUAUGGAAGAGGUUAGUAAAGCUCUCGGGGAGGUCAGCAAGAGCAACCUUGUUCCGACGAAAGACGAAGUCACCAAAGGCAUUGAUGAGUCCGAACCCGAGAAAGUUGGUCCUUCACUCGGCGAAGGUGGAAAGGCAAUGGACCCCUUCGGCAAUGAUACAUCUCCUUUUCCUUCCUCCCGCCGGUACCCUUUCGACGAGAACGCAACGAGGGCGGAUGCAUACCGGUACUUGGAUCGUAUCAAGGCCGAGACCUUCUAUCCCGCCGAGCCGGAGGUAUUCAACCACUUUCUGGGCAUUAUGAAGGCUUCCAAGGAUGGACGAUUGGACACGCAAGGGGUUAUUAGGCAAGUGGAGGUGCUCUUUGCUGGAAAUUACACUCUUCUUGAAGGAUUUAAUGCGUUCCUGCCUCCGGGAUACCAUUGCGGAAGAGGAGAAUGGCAUUUUUGA
Messenger RNA from Hyaloscypha bicolor E, 546 nucleotides. RefSeq lists its product as uncharacterized. Gene Ontology annotation, biological process: regulation of DNA-templated transcription. The record is from RefSeq and is a predicted model, not a curated record. Bases 1 to 546 code for a protein of 181 amino acids. Lineage: Eukaryota; Fungi; Ascomycota; Leotiomycetes; Helotiales; Hyaloscyphaceae. Gene Ontology annotation, molecular function: transcription corepressor activity. The transcript has 2 exons.